GACCAUAAAUUAUUUGGUUUUAUAAUGUUUGACAUCCUCCUUUUAUUUGGAUAAAUAAACAAUGGCUACCAACGCUACCACUCUCUCUCUUUCCUUCGCCACAACCUCUUCUUCUUCCUCCUUAGUUGGUAUCUCAAAACGAUUCGUUUCAUUCUCUACGCUGCCUUAUCCUUCUCUAUCGCAUCCUGUUGUCACUCACAGUUCCAAACCUAGGGUUUCCACCCCCUUUGCCUUAGCGGCUGUCGUCAAUGGCGACACCGCAAUCGUCGAUGGAGAAGAAAACGAGGAAGAAAAACCACGGAAGCUCGGAAAUCCUACUCAACUUUACGUUUGCAACCUUCCUAGAAGCUGUGACAUUCGACAACUAACUCACAUCUUCACUCCUCACGGAACCGUUCUAUCUGCACAGGUUUGUCAGAAUGCUGAGACAGGUGAGAGUAAAGGAAGUGCUUAUGUAACGAUGGGAUCUUAUAAUGCUGCUAAAAAUGCAAUUGAUGCAUUGGAUGGAUUGGAUGUUGAUGGACGCGAGGUGCGGGUUAAAUUUUCAGUUCAGAUGAAUACUAAGAAGAAGAAUUUAGAGACGUUGAGUUCACUAACUCCUGUGAGAACUAUAUACUAUGAAGGUCCUUAUAAGGUGUAUGUUGGGAAUCUUGCUAGGUCUACUACACCUGAAGAUGUGAGACAUCUCUUUGGUAAAUUUGGAAAUGUGGCUAGUGUGAGGGUGUUGCAAGAUCUGAAACAGGGGAAUAACCGUGUCUACGCCUUUGUAUCUUAUCUUUCUCAGACAGAACGUGACGCCUCGAUGUCCCUCAAUGGAACGGAAUUUGGUAGUCGAACCCUAGUGGUUAGAGCGGGUGUGGAGAGGACCGAGGCCUAAUCGGAGCUUUCAAAUUCUGCUUAGAAAAUAUUGCAAUUGGGUGUCUGGGAUGGAAGAAGCUCUCUGCUCUGCUAUAUACGAGCGAUAUUGGUGCGAGAAGAACCUUCUGAAACUACAAAGUAUCAGUUGGAAGUGGAAGUGGAAGUGGUCUACUGUAAUUGUUCCAUCAAAAUCUGAAAUUUCAGUCUUAUAUCUUUGUUGUAUGUAAAAUUGCAAUCUCUAGUGUCUAGGGAAAAUGAUUUUCCUUGUGACAAAGUAUUGGUCAAGAACAAGGAUUGUCACAAAGUUGAUAAAGGAACUUCUAUUCCUUUACAUGUCGAGACUUAAUAUGUAAUGAGUGUGAGCAAGUGCAUAUGCAAAGCCAAAUUACCCAUU
Lathyrus oleraceus (garden pea) is the source of this 1252-nucleotide messenger RNA. Its product is annotated as 30S ribosomal protein 2, chloroplastic. Lineage: Eukaryota; Viridiplantae; Streptophyta; Magnoliopsida; Fabales; Fabaceae. The record is from RefSeq and is a predicted model, not a curated record. Gene Ontology annotation, cellular component: chloroplast thylakoid membrane. The transcript has 4 exons. Gene Ontology annotation, biological process: chloroplast rRNA processing. Gene Ontology annotation, molecular function: mRNA binding. The coding region runs from base 62 to 877 and encodes 271 amino acids.